AUGUGGAGACAGGAUGGCUUUCAUUCGGGUGAAGGCGGGUGUGCUGAUGAUGGCGUUGUAUGCGGUUGGGCAGUUGACUACCAGGAAGUGAGUGUAGAUGAAAGCCCUUCUCGGGCCGAAGCCGAUGGUGAGGGGAAGCUAGAUGCUCCCGAUUGGCUCGACCACAUCGUUCGAGAAGUUUAG
This is a messenger RNA of Prunus armeniaca (apricot), 183 nucleotides long. The record is from the annotation of a GenBank genome assembly. Lineage: Eukaryota; Viridiplantae; Streptophyta; Magnoliopsida; Rosales; Rosaceae.